This is a messenger RNA of Schistosoma curassoni, 465 nucleotides long. The record is from the annotation of a GenBank genome assembly. Lineage: Eukaryota; Metazoa; Platyhelminthes; Trematoda; Strigeidida; Schistosomatidae.
AUGAACUCAAGAAUGCAACAGGAAUUCGAUUUGGCUGCACGAGUUCGUGCUUGGGUCAAAACAGAUUUAGAUGUCCAAAUCAGUAUGGAUACUGUUAGAUAUCAUCUGCGUCAGUUUAUGGAUUCACGUAAAACACUGUGUGAUCGAUUGCGCACGAUCGAAGCCAGAAUGGAAAGUUGCCGACAAGAUGGUAAACCUUAUGAUAUGUAUAUUGAAGACAUGAACAGUCUAACUGAAUGGAUUCAAUGUCAAACACAACAAAUUAGCGACUUACAACAAAAACUUAUGAAUGCUGGUGAAAUAUCGUUGACAGAUGCCUCCGGUUCACCUCAUUCGACUGCUCAAAUACUCUCAUUUCGUUUAUGCCAACUACAUAGCAUCCAAGAGGCACGAAUAGCUUUGAAAUAUCUAUUCAGACAAACUGACCAAUUGAUGCAUCUGUCCAAAUUGUCAAGCUACAUUUGA